Molecule: messenger RNA, 2290 nt
Organism: Alexandromys fortis (reed vole)
Lineage: Eukaryota; Metazoa; Chordata; Mammalia; Rodentia; Cricetidae
Gene: Steep1
Product: STING1 ER exit protein 1
Exons: 7
Coding region: 405-1073 (222 amino acids)
Biological process (GO): endoplasmic reticulum to Golgi vesicle-mediated transport; endoplasmic reticulum membrane organization
Source: RefSeq, a predicted model, not a curated record
UAAAAGUCCUUAAGACCUGAGCUUUAUCUUGAGAUCCACAAAGUGGAAAGAAAGAAUAGAAAUCAGAAAGUUGUUUUCUGACCUCAACACACACACACACUAGCGCGCUAACAAAUAAAACAAGAUAAAUAUUGAUGAUUGUAUAGAAAUCAAAAUAAUUUAAAUAAUAGUGAGCGGGUCGACAACUAAAGCUGUUCCAACUAACUGCCUAGCGGGAGGAGCGUCUGUCAACCACCCUACCCCGCCUCCCCCUGCUUCGUAGCCAGAUGGGACGUUCCGGAAGUUAAUCAGGCCGGCACCAGCACGUGACCUGGGAGGAGCCAUGGUCCUACACGUGCGCCUGUGACGCCAUCUCGGCGCGACUCUUCAUUUCCUUAGAGUUCUCUGGCUGCUCCGCUUGAGCAAUGCCGAAAGUCGUUUCCCGGUCGGUGGUCUGCUCUGACACCCGGGAUCGCGAGGAAUAUGAUGACGGCGAGAAGCCCCUCCAUGUCUACUACUGUUUGUGCGGCCAGAUGGUCCUGGUGCUGGAUUGUCAAUUAGAGAAAUUGCCUAUGAGGCCUCGGGACCGGUCUCGCGUGAUUGAUGCUGCCAAACACGCUCAUAAGUUUUGUAACACCGAAGAUGAGGAGACUACCUAUCUUCGGAGGCCUGAGGGCAUUGAACGUCAAUACAGAAAGAAGUGUGCAAAGUGUGGGCUUCCGCUCUUCUACCAGUCCCAGCCGAAGAAUGCGCCUGUGACGUUCAUCGUGGAUGGAGCAGUAGUGAAAUUUGGUCAAGGCUUUGGGAAAACCAAUAUAUAUACUCAGAAGCAAGAGCCUCCUAAGAAGGUGAUGAUGACCAAACGGACUAAAGACAUGGGCAAGUUCAGCUCUGUUACUGUCUCUACCAUUGAUGAGGAAGAAGAAGAGAUAGAGGCUAGGGAAGUUGCCGACUCCUAUGCACAGAAUGCCAAAGUGAUUGAAAAACAGCUGGAGCGCAAAGGCAUGAGCAAGAGGCGACUGCAAGAGCUGGCUGAAUUGGAAGCCAAGAAAGCAAAAAUGAAAGGGACUCUGAUCGACAACCAGUUCAAAUAAUUCAGAUCUUUCUGAGUUGAGACUGGAGGCCGGCACUUAAAUCAAGACGAAAGAGCUUCUUGAUUUCAUGGUCUUGUUUCUAUGUCCCAGGAAGAAUCUUUCUGACCAUCCCAUUGAGUUUCCUGAAUUGCUGUUCUUGUCUUUCACUAAAUUCCUUGACUCUAUUUCACUUGCUUUCUAGGAGGUAGAUUGUUUUCAAAAUCUUUGUAUAAGUAAGUUUUCUGUCUUACUUGUCUUUGAGACAAGUUCCUGGUACACACUGGAGGACGGCCCUGAACCUAUAAUCCUCCCGUCUUAGCCCCUCCAGUGCUGUAACUGCAGGAAUGCACCACCGUGCCUGGCUUCCCUGUCAGUCCUCUUCUGUAAUAUCUUUAGGGCUAGAUAAGUCUCUAGUUUCUAAGGUUGAUGGUUUUUUAUGUCUUCUUCAAAGCUAAUAACUGUUUUAAAUUUUUUGAAAAAAAUAUGGUAUGGGAGGAAAGUUGGAGGAAUUAAAAUUAAUUCCUUCUAAUUCUUAAAAGGUGGAUCCUUUUAAGAGAUUCUGUCUCUGAUCUUUGAACUGCCCUUAGAAUUAACUAGGGUUUGAAUCAUUCUCUUGUCGGUAGAAAUCAGUUAGAAACCCGAAUCUGCAGAAAUAUUUCUUUACUUAAAAAUAAUAGAGUUAUAUGUGAGCCAUGCCAUAUGAAACUACAGAAUUAAAGAAGGAAAAGCCAUGUGGCUGGGGGUGUAGCUCAGUAAUGGAGUACAUGCUAGGCAUGUGUGAGGACAUCCCCAGCACCAAAAACAAAAAAAGAGAAAGAGCCAGAUUGCAGAUGCAGGGGUAGGGUAGCUCAGGUCUGAAUGAAAAUAUGGCCUUGCUAAGUAACCCAAAGGAGCUAGUCAGUCAGCUGGGAGAAUUACUGUGUGAGUACACAGGAGGGGGCGUAGUGAGAGUAGAUUAUCUGUUGGGUGUCUUGUUUUCCAGUUGCUAUUUGCAGAAGCCUGUUUGAAGUAUGUCAUUCCUUCAGUGAUGUCAGUAUCCACGUGGUUCUUCCCGUAUUCCUUUCUGUUUGCCUGUAUUGCAAGGCGUGAGGAAACAUGGAGUGUGUUGCCCUCCUGGUGUUAUCUCUGACCAAUUGCACUUUUAAGACUUGUUUGUGAGGUGCUGCCAGGAAGUCAUUUUCUUUGCCUUUUCUGAUUUCAUUACUUGCAGGGAAAAGUAGGCUAGAGUGGAGGUACAG